CCCCGGGCCCGGGCUCUGUGCCCCCUCUCCUCGGGGAUCCUGCGAGGCCCCGCGAUGGACCGCGGAGGCGAAAGCGAAGUGGACUUUUCGAACCGCAACGACAUUGCCCCAUUAUGGAGGCGGCGCUCCACCCCGCAGCCCCAGUGGCUGGUCCGGAGCAAGCCCAGACCCCAGUCCUACCAGAGCCCCACUGGCCUGCUGAUCACCGAUUUCCCUGUGGAGGACAGGGCGGUAUUGGCUGGGAAGGAGCCUUCCCACAGCGGGAGCGUUUCUUCGUCUUCUUCCUCCCCGUCUCCGUCGCCAGACCGCAGGAUGCUCCAAAGGAGCCCCCUGCUUUGGUGCCCUAAUCGGGGGCCUGUGACCAACGGGAAGGCUGUCCCCCUGGAUUUCAGGCUGCGGGCCGAAAAGUCACCCCGGGACCACAGAGCGGUGGCCAACCCUUCUCUGAGCUACCCAGGCACAGUCCCUUCUCCAGAGACUCCAGCAGGGCAGCCCCAGAGGAUUCCCCACGCCUCCAUCCCAAGGAGCCCCGACAACGAACUGCUGGGACUCGGUGCCAGGACAGGGGCUUCCCUCAGUGCCUCGGUGCCUGCUCUGAACCAUUCCGCCGCUCUCCCCCAAUCGCCACCCAGUCAGCCUGCCAAGGACCCAGAGAGGGCGCCUUCGAAACCCUCUCCCUGCCCACAGAGGACCCUCCCCGAGCAAAAACUGCCUCUGCAGCGUCUGCCUUGCAACCUCGAAAAGCCUGUGGUCAUUCUGAGUACCAACAGCGCGGCCGCCCUGAAAGUAGGGAAGCACCAGAUCAUCCCCAAGGGCUUGGCCUCCGAGAUCAAAACGAGCAAGUCCUCCAGCCCGAACGUAGAGCCCCACAGGAGGCUCCUGAAGGUCCGCAGCAUGGUGGACCCCAUCAGUGCGCCUCUGCUCCCCGCCAGUGAUGGGGAAGAAGCUGAGAGCGACUUGGACAGCCCCGGCUCGCUGAGGAGAGGCUUGAGGUCUACUUCCUACAGGAGGGCGGUAGUUAGUGGCUUCGAGUGUGACAGUCCUACCAACUCCAAGAAGAAAAACAGAAUGUCCCAGCCCAUUCUGAAGGUGGUCAUGGAAGACAAAGAGAAGAUCUCCAGUUUAGGAAGGAUUAAG
This is a messenger RNA of Gracilinanus agilis (Agile Gracile Mouse Opossum), 1137 nucleotides long. RefSeq names its product rho guanine nucleotide exchange factor 26-like. The transcript has a single exon. Lineage: Eukaryota; Metazoa; Chordata; Mammalia; Didelphimorphia; Didelphidae. The record is from RefSeq and is a predicted model, not a curated record. The annotation marks the transcript as partial.